UUCACGUGCCUGGCUUAUGUAAUUCAAGUUCAGGCUACCGCGCGCUUCCUCAGGCUCAAUAUCAUAACCAGUAACUUCAACUUCAUGGCUGGACGCGCUGCCAUCUUGGCUCUAUUCCCUGUAGUCGGCGUGCUGGGAUACUCGGACACAGUUCCAGUUGUAGCAUGGUCAUCUAAAAGCUCGUCCGUGUUAAACAGUCUAUCUCCAGACUUACGGUACGAAGAUUCUGUGAGCAUAGUUGGCGGAAUUCUGUCGCCAAAAGAUAUUUGCUCCUUCGAUACUGUUCUAGUAAUAGACCAGCCAGGUCUCCGUAGUUCUGACCUUCGAGGAUUACCCACUACUUCUGGACUCUCUUCCAUUUUGAAUUCUGCGCCCUCAUCAAGACAGUAUCCACAUGUGAAACGUAGCGCCUCUUCUUCCUUCCAGGACAUCGCAGAGUCUCUGGCAAGGCGCUGUGGCUCGACUUUGGCCAAUGUUAGUCCAGCAGAUGGUCCUUUAGACCUGGCCGAAAGCUCCAAACACAUCGUAUGCGUCAAUAUGCCAGCAAUGGAGGGUAGCCCGAAAUUCCGAAAGGCGGCCAUGUUGGGUUAUGAUCAAUACCUUUCUAGCGAAAUCGAGAAGAUCGACGCAGCUUUCACGAGCCACCUGGUUUUGUACACUGGAUCACCACUUGAACAGCACCGCCGUCAGUUACUUCCCCCUUCUGAAUUCGACUCAACGUUCGCCCCUCCUGAUAACUCCACUCUUUCUGACGGUGGUAUUUUUAAGAGAUACCAAUUAUUCUCCACACCACUUCUUGUCGCUUUGCUCGUCGUUUUCUUCGUCAUCGUGCCCAUUAUCAUGUUGGCUGUUUCAGCUCUUGCCAGCCUUCAGUCAUCUGUGCGCUUGGAUGCACCAAAGGGGUACCAUGCUCAGGAAAGGAAGACUCAGUAGAUCAGCGCCUAUUCCAUAACAUUUGUACAUU
Messenger RNA from Suillus clintonianus, 964 nucleotides. RefSeq lists its product as uncharacterized. Lineage: Eukaryota; Fungi; Basidiomycota; Agaricomycetes; Boletales; Suillaceae. The record is from RefSeq and is a predicted model, not a curated record. Bases 85 to 933 code for a protein of 282 amino acids. Gene Ontology annotation, cellular component: endoplasmic reticulum membrane. Gene Ontology annotation, biological process: (1->6)-beta-D-glucan biosynthetic process; fungal-type cell wall biogenesis. The transcript has 4 exons.